AUCACCCACAUGAUCUGUCCUCAGAGAUUUGAUAUUUUGACACCACAAAUUGGGCUUUGAUUAUUCGACAUCGUGACCCACUGUAACCAACUCAGAUGGACCCGCAUGUUAUUGUCAAGAGUGUUAACAUGAUCGAAGCGGCAACAAAUAUGGAGUGUCAAAUCAUCAAAUUUAACCGUUUCAGUGUAGAUCAAGGAAAAAAAGACAGGCAGGACUGGUCAAAGAUCAUAAAGCUUACAGAAAUUCAGAAAACUUGUGGUUGUGAUGCUCACCAACCCCCAGCUUGGGUCUACAUCAUGUGUACUCUCCACUGAAGACUUAUUCAGCCAAGUCAGGGACUGUUUCAAGGGAAGUGAAGAGCACAGAGGAUGGUGAUUUUGUUCAUCCUUCACGGCGAAUUCUCCCAAUUUCUUCCAUUUAAGUUCUUCUUGGUUGUCUGAUUAUUAGGUUUCUGCUUCGAAAAUGCUGGUUUGCUCUGCUGCUGGCUGCUUGGGUUCAACCUGAUCUGGUGCUUCCUAGUCGAAUUCAAGGAGAGCCGAGGAAAAUAUUUGGGAGGGGCAAUGGCAGAAACCGCGGUGAGUGCAUCUAAGGGUGUGAUAGGUGCCCUUUUUGAGAAGCUCACUAAGCUGGUGGAGGACAAGUGCACCAAUCUCGUAGGCAUGUCAAAAAAUAUUGUGUUCCUUAAAGAUGAGCUCCCAACCAUGAGCGCGCUACUCGAGAAGCUAGAGGAUGCAGAUGAACUUGAUCCAGUGGUGAAGGCUUGGAGGAACCAGGUCAGGGAGAUGGCAUAUGAUAUUGAAGAUUGCAUCGAUGACUUUGUGCACCACGUGGGAGGUGGUGAUGUGGAAGCUGGCUUCAUCGAUAAGGUUUCUCACUUUCUCAGAACUUUGAGGGCCCGUCUUGAGACUGCCGAGCAUAUCAAGGAUCUCAAGAUUCAGCUAAUAGAGAUAAAUGAACGGCACAAGAGGUACAAAUUUGAUCUAGAUGACACUCCUAGUUCUAGCUUUGUGGCCAUUGAUCCUCGGUUGCCAGCACUGUACAGUGAAGCCGCUAAUCUUGUGGGUAUUGAAGGCCCAAGGGAACAGGUUAUAAAGUGGUUGACAGAUGCGGAUCAACAAAUAAUGGUCCUACCAAUUGUUGGCUUUGGAGGUCUGGGUAAAACUACGCUCGCCAAGGAGGUUUAUCAAAAAAUUGGACAGCAAUUCAACACCACGGAAUUUGUUUCAGUUUCCCAAAGGCCUGAUGUAACAAGAUUUCUCAAAGGAAUACAAUCAAAACUUCCGAUAAGGCUGUCUUCUGAAUAUUGUGAAGUUAAAGACAUCAUUGACAACAUCAGAGCAUAUCUACAACAUAGAAGGUACCUUUUUGUUGUUGAUGACUUGUGGGAUGCACCUACAUGGAAUAUUAUUCGGUCUGUUUUUCCAGAAAAUGGCAUGGGCUGUAGAAUAAUUGUGACCACACGAUCGGAAGAUGUUGCUAGAUGGGUAUGCUGCAAUCAUCGACGAUUCAUUUACAGAAUGGAGCCCCUCAGUGAUGAAAACUCAAGAUGGCUAUUCUUUAACAGGAUAUUUGGCUCGGAAGAUGGUUGCCCUUCCCAAUUUAGAGAAAUUUCCGCUCAGAUUCUGAAAAAAUGUAGCGGUUUACCACUUGCAAUCAUUACCAUUGCUAGCCUAUUGGCUAAUCAGCCUGCACCACACAAGAAAGAAUAUUGGGAGAGUAUUCGUAAUUCUAUUGGCACCUGGGGGUCUGGCACAAAUCCCACGUUGGAAGGGAUGAGGCAAAUUUUACACCUUAGCUACAAGGAUCUUCCUCGUCAUCUUAGGACAUGCUUCCUAUACCUUGGUAUUUAUCCUGAGGACUUCACCAUCAAGAAGGAUGAUUUGAUUAGACAAUGGCUGGCUGAAGGCUUUGUCCAUCAUUUCCAUGGGGGGAGUUCAGAGGAAGUUGCUAAGAGUUAUUUCAAUGAACUGAUCAAUAGAAGCUUAAUUCAACCAGAAGAAACCAAAUAUGGGGAGGUAGUUUCUUGUAGAGUACAUGAUAUGAUGCUUGAUUUGAUCUUAAGUAGGUGUGCAGAGGAUAAUUUUAUCUGCGUGGCAUACAAUCUAGAAGAAUUGUCUGGAAAACAUGAAUUCAAAGUCCGUCGAUUAUUGGUCGACUCUAGAGUUGGUGAUUCAGGAGAUACCAAAAUAUCAGGAACACCUGCUCCUAGAUUGUUGCAACUCAGAUCACUUCAGCUGUUUGGAGUAUCUGUAUCCCUGUCUUUGUUGCCACUGUCUAAGUAUAUCCGAGUGUUGAUAUUACACUUGGGAAAAACCGGGACAGGAGGCAAUGAAAGAGUUGAUGUGACCGCAAUUGGGCAAUUAUUCCAGUUGAGGUAUUUGAAGAUUGUAAGCCUCCAUCAUGCGCUCGUACUAGAGCUUCCUACUGAAAUUCGAGGACUUCAAUAUUUGUCAACAUUGGAAAUAGAUUGCACAAAUGAGAACAGUUUGCCAUCAGAUAUUGUUCAUUUGUCCCGCUUGUCCCACCUGAUUGUUCCAAGUGGUAUAGGGUUACCUGAUGGGAAGAUAGGCAGCAUGAAGUCCCUAUGCACUCUCCAAAAAAUUGAGAUAUUAGAUAUCAAGAGCGCCAUUGGCCUUGGUGAGCUGACCAAUCUAAAGGACCUUGAGCUGUACAGUAAACAGGCUCUGUCAGAGAGAGAGAUUGAUGCGCUGGUAACUUCCCUUGGAAAACUUCAUAAGCUCAUAUCUCUGCGCAUGUCUAAGUUUGCAGAAUGUAUCUGGUAUGAUGAGGAUAACCGGCUCGGUUCAUUGUCCAAUCCUCCUCUCAAUAUUGAGAGACUCCACCUGGGAGGAUGGAGGUUGCGUCGAGUUCCUAGAUGGAUCAAUGGUCACCUCCAAAACCUCUGCUUCCUCGUUCUUGAUGUUACAGAGAUGUCAACUGAUGAGGUUCGGCUCCUUGGAGAGCUACCUUCACUCAGUGAACUCUGCCUGAGCGUGAAGCGUUUGGCUCCAUGCAGCGCAUCCCUCGUAUUCGGUGCAGGGUUCCCAGCAUUGGAGUGUCUUGAAUUCUUUUGCGGUGGAGAUAUAUCACACCUGUGCUUUGAGGCAGGGGUUAUGCCCAAUCUCAGAAAGAUCAUUCUGUUUUACAUAGAUAUUGAAUGGAGCGGCACCGCACCAGUUGGCAUUGAGCACCUACUGAACAAACAACUCCGAUACAUCCAAUUACAUCCGGUUACUGACACAGCAGUGGAUGCCGAGCGUAUCAGCCUCGCAUUCACAGAAGCUAUAAGAGCACAUACAAGCCGUGGUGGUGCUGAACCUUACCUGCGCUUCGCCCGGAUCCGAAGUGGUAGCCUCAUAGAAUGACUGAUCGGCUACCUUCUAUCUUGAAAUGGCGCGGGGACGCAUUCAUGUUUUUAGUUCAAGCUGCAGCAAUGUUUCCUUGAAGAACAUUCUGUUAAAUGGUAGGUGCCCUUCACAUCUCUUUGGGCUUGUUCACUUUGAUGCCAAAAAAAAACCUUACCAAAUUUUAUCAUUGUCCAAAAUUUUGGCAAUGGCAGGAUUUUUUAUAUAAUUACUAAAAUUUGACAGCAAACUAAAUAUAGCCACUUUUUGAUAACUUUACUAAAAUUUGAUAAGGUUGAAAAUGGCAUCAAAGUGAACAGGGCCCUUCAUCAGCUCCAGGAGACAGCUUCGGGCUUCGGCCAGAGUCACUAGAACAGAUCAAUGUGCAGAGCACUUAUGUCAUGCCAGUUAUGACCCGGCACUAAUAAGGUUUUCUCUGUUAGUAGUGAGCUACUCCUUCCAAUUUCACAACUCUUGACAUUUUGGAUAAUAUUGUUUAAAAUGUCAAGAAUUAUAGAACUGGAGGGAGUCACUGCUCGUAAUUGUUCGUGCAUCUCUGGUAACAAAUUAAGUAAAGUCCUGGAUGCACAAUUAGUUAUAGAAAUUCACUGCAAUAAGAAGCUGGCCAUUGCAUACAUGGGCAACAUGCUGGACAUAGAUUGUUUACUAGUAUUAACAACAAAAGAACAUACUGGACAACGAUCCGUGGUGA
Messenger RNA from Oryza sativa Japonica Group (Japanese rice), 4056 nucleotides. RefSeq names its product disease resistance protein RGA5-like. The record is from RefSeq and is a predicted model, not a curated record. Gene Ontology annotation, molecular function: ADP binding. Gene Ontology annotation, biological process: defense response to other organism. NCBI's taxonomy places the organism in Eukaryota, Viridiplantae, Streptophyta, Magnoliopsida, Poales, Poaceae.